Messenger RNA from Camelina sativa (false flax), 1235 nucleotides. Its product is annotated as BTB/POZ domain-containing protein At1g21780. Gene Ontology annotation, molecular function: protein binding. The record is from RefSeq and is a predicted model, not a curated record. Lineage: Eukaryota; Viridiplantae; Streptophyta; Magnoliopsida; Brassicales; Brassicaceae.
GAGGCACCUGAGUGUGUAGUUGUUUGCUUCGUCGUGUUAUUUUGGCGUGAAGUAAAAGAGUUGAGAGAGAAAGGAAGUCAAAACUUAGAGAGAGAGAGAGUGGAUGGGGGACACGAAGGUGGAGACAAUCUCGAGGUUAGCUCAAUGGAGGAUUGAGAAUUUUGGACCUUGCUCUUUCAAAAAAUCAGAUCCUUUCAAAGUUGGGAUUUGGAAUUGGCAUCUGUCAAUAGAGAGGAACCGUUAUUUAUCAGUGAGGCUAUUCCCAGAACUGUCUAGAGUAGCUAAGGAGCAACCUCCUGUUGCCAAAUUUGUUCUUCGUGUCUCCAACGUUGGUCCUAAUCGUAGAUUCUACAUCUCUCCUGUUUAUGAAAAACUACUGCGUACAACUGAUGAUUGUGUGUGGCAUGUGGAUUCCAGCUUCCACGGUCGAUUCACCAUUGAUGUCGAGUUUCUUGAUCUCAAAAUCUUCCCUUUGAAUGGUGGUGAAGCUUCACCUGUUUGGCCAACUGAUGAAACAAUGCAAUCAAUCUCAACACAAACCACUCUCAAAUGUUUAUCCCGGAUGCUAGAGGAAAGCAUCCUAACCGAUGUAACAAUCCACACAGCCGACGGCACGCUCUCUGCUCACAAAGCCAUCCUCUCGGCUAGCUCAACGGUAUUCAAAAGCAUGUUCCACCACGACCUCAAGGAAAAAGAAUCAUCCACAAUCCACAUCGACGACAUGUCAAGAGAAUCUUGCAUGGCUCUCCUAAGUUACCUCUACGGGAACAUAACCCAAGAAGACUUCUGGAAACACAGGCUCGCUCUACUCGGUGCUGCAAACAAGUACGACAUAACGGAUUUGAAAGCGUCAUGCGAGGAAAGCUUAAUGGAAGAUAUAAACUCGGGUAAUGUGCUCGAGAGGCUACAAGAAGCAUGGCUUUAUCAGCUGGAGAAACUGAAGAAAGGGUGUCUGAUGUACUUGUUUGAUUUCGGAAAGAUUUAUGAUGUCAGAGAAGAAAUCAGUAGUUUCUUCAGGCAAGCUGAUCGAGAACUGAUGCUUGAGAUGUUCCAAGAGGUUUUAUCAGUUUGGAAACCGGUCUAAAAUAUUACCUGAAUAUAUCAGUCUGAUGGUGUGUUUUGUUUAUAGUCGUCGUGUUCCACCUUGUGUGUGUGUAAAACAACUACUAACAACGCAGUUCAUUGAUUUUGUUGUACUGUGUAUAUAGUAAGUGUAUUGGAGUGGUUUGCCCAUC